Ooceraea biroi (clonal raider ant) is the source of this 2769-nucleotide messenger RNA. It is a transcript of the gene LBR, whose product is annotated as lamin B receptor. NCBI's taxonomy places the organism in Eukaryota, Metazoa, Arthropoda, Insecta, Hymenoptera, Formicidae. The record is from RefSeq and is a predicted model, not a curated record. Gene Ontology annotation, molecular function: Delta14-sterol reductase activity. Gene Ontology annotation, cellular component: endoplasmic reticulum membrane; nuclear inner membrane. Gene Ontology annotation, biological process: cholesterol biosynthetic process.
CGAUACGCGUGCAUGCGUGCGUAAUUUCGUGGAUCGCGCGUCUUUUCCCGUAUGUUAUGAUGCGCCAGAGCGGUAUCAAGCGUAACCUCGCGACUUGUGGAAGUUUUAUUAUUUUUCAGGCGUCGCGGAUAUCUGAGAAGUGAAGUCGACCGAUCAAAGUCGCACGAAAUCGGUAACACGAUGAAGUAUACCGAAGGUGAACAAGUUCUCGCUAAACAUCCCGCUUUAUUGGAAUAUCAUAGAGGGACAAUUCUCAAUAUCAGGGGUGAUCGGUACAAGAUAAAAUUCGACACUGGUGGUGAACACACAGUCAGCGAAGAUGACAUACAACAUCACAGAGCAAGCAGAUCCACAACCAGGACCAGCAGCAGAGCACCGAAGAAGAGUCCAUCGAAAUAUUCACCUAGCAGGAAAUCCCCGAGUAGACGGUCACCGAGCAGACGAUCGCCGAGUAGACGUUCGCCGAGUAGACGAUCGCCAGGCAGAUCACCGACGACGACGACUACGUCGUCUAGAAAAUUGCCCGUUCGCAACACGCGCUUUGCCAAGAUCUCUCUCCCGCGCAUAGACUACGAAGGCGAGAGCAAUCACAAGGACGAAAUCUCGGCAGAGGAGGAGAAAUCGAUCGAGACGAUUCCGUUGCAGCAACGCUUGAACGCGGAGAGCACUCGGCGUUAUCGGACGAAGCAAUUCUCAAACGUGAAGAGCGAGCAGGAGUACAGGAUGGGACAGUUCAUGAGAAGCAUCGAUCGAGCCGUCUCCCUUCCGCUGGAGAGAAAGACCUACGUGCACGAUUAUCUGCCGGAGGAGAAGGAAAGAGGAUACUCGGUUCAGAGGGAUCAGGAUCUAAAACAAACUUUUCCAUCUCAAGAGAGCGAGAAACGAGAGGAAGUAGCGAAACGCGAGAAGGAGAUAAGUAACGUUGGCAAACCGCAAGAGUGGGGCGGUUGGAUCGGCACGUCGCUUCUCACGCUGAUAUUACCGUUGUCCUUGAUUUUACCGCAACUCUUGUGCUCUCGGGAACGAUGCGGGUUUGCUAGCAUAAAGCUCUCCGCUGAUUUGAAGUCUUACAUAAACCUACACGGAUUGUUGUCUUACAUUUUACUCCUAACGCUGUUGGCUUUUAUCUCGAUUGUGCCGAUCGGAAGAGUCGUCGACGGUCAGCAGAGUAAAAUCGGGAGACUCCGAUAUCGCGUAAAUGGCUUACUGAGCGCUCUAGUGGCAACGGCAGCAUUCGUAUUGUGCGUGUACAAAAAUAUACAGGUCGACGAUUACAUCUUGAGUAACAUCGUACAGUUGUCGAUCGGCGGCUGGAUCCUGGGGACGAUUUCAGCGCUCGGGUUGUACAUCAAGGCAGAAAGAGCUCCGAUAGCCAAUCUGAACAUAUACGCGUCAACCAACAGCAGGAUAUACAAUUUCUGGCAAGGCAAGGAGAUCAGUCCGCGCAUUGGCACUUUGGACAUCAAGCUGCUGUUGAUACGAACUUCCUUCGUCGGCACGCUGAUCGUGCACAUGGCAAUUUUGGCUAAAGCCUUCAACGGUAUUGGGAGUCUGAGUGUCGAGCAACUCAAUUGGACUACGAUCUUACUCGUGACGUUACAAUUGUGGUACAUCGUGCACGGAUUGAUCAACGAAGCCGCUAUUCUCACGUCCUUCGAGAUCAUGUACGAGGGGACUGGAUACAUGACGUGCGUCAGUCGUUUGUUAUAUCCGUUCCUGGCGACUCUCGCGACAAGAUUUACGUUGUAUCAAAGGAUGGAAUUUAACUGGUACUCCGCUGGCAUCUGUACCGCAAGCUUCCUGGCGGGAUACGUCUUGUACGCGAUCAGUAACUUGCGCAAAAACGCUUUCAGGAGGAAUCCCGUUACGCCGGCGUCUUGGUCGGAGACUAUCUCGACGUUACGUGGCAAGAGGCUCAUGCUGUCUGGUUUGUGGGGCUACGUCAGGCACCCGAAUUAUUUGGGUGACAUCGUAAUACACUGGUCCUUUGCGGGUAUCAGCCUCGCGGGCGACAUUCUGCCGUUUUACGCAGCGAUCUGGCUCACGUUAGUGUUGGCUUACAGAGCCGUGCGGGAUAACAGGCGCUGCCAGGCGCGAUACGGAUACGCAUGGGAGCAAUAUUGCUCGCGCGUAAAGUAUAUGCUUCUGAAACACGUGUUUUGAGGCGAGCGACUGAGCGCGUAACGGAGAUAUUUCUAAAUUGUCAAGUUCAAGAUUUCAAAGAGAGAGAGUUUACACCGUCUCUAAAGAAAAAAGAAGCGAGAAACUCUCGAAAUGUAAUGCUCAUUACAUCUUGUAGGAUCUCUAAUCGUGCAUUAUUAUUAAGGUACUUUUAUCACGAGAAAUAGUGAUAUGUAAUAGUAUUAUGUCAAGUACACAAGAAUAUAGAGAAAAAUUGGAUAGGAGUACCAAAAAAUAUUUUGAUAAUGCUAAGAGACUUUUAAGUUUGCGAGACGAAUCUCGGUGAUGACGGUAAUAUAAAAAGUUAAGAUGCUAUGCAGCAAUGCUAUUUUAAUGGAAGCUGAUGAAUGCAUCAUAUACACUCUAUUUUAGUUUAAAUAUAGAUAUAUAGGUGUAGACCUUGUUAAGACAUUACAUGUGCCUGUAAUAUCAGAGAGCAUUACAACUUGAGAAUACAAAUUAAGAAAUUUUAUACUUUUUAUAUAUUACAUACAUAUCUAAAUACAUACAAGUGUACAAUUUUAUCAUGAGAUUUUAUCGGAGAUAUUUUAAGAGAUAUUACUUUUAAUAAAGUAAUUAAUAAAUAUA